GCGGCUUUGUUGGCGCGCCCGGUGGGAUGCUGCUGGAAUCGCAGUGGGAAGCAGCUGGGCUCAAAUCAGCAUCACGGCAGGGACUGCGCUGGGACUUGGUAGGUAUCCCCGAAUAAUCGGGUUAUCGUGGAGUGCCUUCCUGGUGACUAAUAACUAGUAUCUGCUUUACUUGCCCAGAGGCACGGAAGAAACAGUGGGAGUUGUACAUCGUCUCAGCCCUUCCAAGAAAAGAGGGUGUGCGGUGAUGAAUGCCCCGCGGUUUUGCUACAUCACAGCUUAGUGACUUUAUAACAUGCAAGACACUGAUGCCAGGGGGAGCUCCCCUGCAUUCCUCCGGCCUCAGAACGGGAGCAGUCACAGGUCUUCGGGGUACAUCCCAGGGAGAAUUGCUCCUCUCCGUCCCCCACCGCCCUCACAGAGCCAUGCUGCUGCUGAAUUUACCUCGGCCAGACAAGAAGCCCGGACAAGACUUCCAUCCCUACCAGUGGAGCAGCACCGCCGACAGGCAGAAGCCAACAGGCAUAAAAAUACUCUUAUUUGCUUUGCCAUUUCUAGCCUUUCACUUUUUGUUGCACUGGGGAUUUUUUUGGGAAUAGCUUCAAAAUAUGCUCCAGAUGAGAAUUGUCCUGAUCAGAAUCCUCGUCUUAAAAACUGGAGCCCUGGAAAAGAUCCUGAAAAAAGAGUUUUUAUCAAAAAAGGGGAUUUGUUUCGUCUGAACUCAGAUGCUACAGUACACUCUAUAGUUAUACAGGAUGGAGGUAUACUUGUUUUUGCUGAUGAUAAAGAAGGUUCUAAAAAUAUCACCUUGAGAACUCGAUUUAUCCUGAUAAAGGAUGGUGGAAUGCUUCACGUUGGAGCAGAGAAAUGCCGCUAUAAAUCCAAAGCAACUAUUAUUUUGUAUGGGAAAUCAAAUGAAGGUGCUGAUGUGUUAGAAUUUGGUGAAAAAUUUAUUGGAGUGGGCCCUGAAGGAACACUGGAGUUGCAUGGGCACCAGAAGCUAUCGUGGACUUUUCUGUCAAAGACUUUGUAUUUCUCAGGGCUGGCCUAUGGUCCUUAUACAUUUAAAAAGAAUUUUUCCCGAGGAUUAAAUGUUAGAGUGAUCGAUCAGGACACAGCAGAGAUUUUGGAAGUGCUGAAGUUUGAUACUCAUGAAUUUUCAGAAGAAAGCUUGAAGCUCCAGAACUUACUGAAAAAUGGAAGUCCUGGUCGCAUUAUUGCUAUUGCUGUAGGAGAUUCUGCUGCUAAAAAUCUACUGGAGGAAACCAGAGUGACUAUUCAAAAUCUUCUGGGAAGUAAGUUUGUCAGAGGAUUAAGUUACAGGCAAGCGUGGGCUUUAGUUGGUGUUAUAGGUGGUGGAAAUUCUUCCUGUAAUGAAUCAGUGAGAAACUAUGAAAACCACAGCACUGGUGGGAAAGCUCUUGCUCAGAAAGAGUUUUUCACAGUGGACGGGCAGAAGUUUGUUGUGAGAGCUUACAGCGAAUGGAAUGAUGGUGUCCCAGUUUCAGGCUUCCAGGUCGAAGCGGUAGGUGGAGUAAUACUGAAUCUUCUGGAUGAUGCUAGUAGUUGGGAGCCUGGAGACCGGAUUGUGGUUGCAAGCACAGACUAUUCAAUGUAUCAGACAGAGGAAUUCACCCUCCUUCCCUGUCCAGAAUGUACCAAGCAUCAGGUUAAAGUCAAAGAAAAUCCUCAGUUUCCUCAUGCAGGAGAAGUUAUUGAUGGAGUGGACAUGAGAGCAGAAGUUGGAGUUCUUACAAGAAAUAUCUUAAUAAAGGGAGAGACAGAAAAUACCUGCUACCGUGAAAAGGAGUGUCAGUUCUUUAGUUAUGAUACGUUUGGUGGACAUAUCAAGAUUUUGAAGAAUUUUACAUCUGUUCAUCUCUCCUACGUGGAAUUGAAGCAAAUGGGCCAGCAGCAGAUUGGAAGUUACCCUGUUCAUUUUCACCUUUGUGGAGAUGUGGAUGAAAAAGGAGGUUAUAGUGUUAAAACUUACUUGGAAGGUCUUUCCAUUCAUCACUGUUUUUCCAGAUGUGUGACUAUUCAUGCAACUAAUGGCUUGCUGAUAAAGGACACCAUUGGCUACGACACACUAGGUCACUGUUUCUUCAUAGAAGAUGGCAUUGAGCAGAGGAAUACUUUGUUCCACAAUCUUGGGCUAGUCACAAAACCAGGCACUAUUCUACCUACAGACAGAAACAGCAGCAUGUGUAUUGGUAUUAGGGAUAAAGUGUAUGGAAACUAUGUCCCAGUGCCAGCCACAGACUGCAUGGCAGUUUCGACAUUCUGGAUUUCUCACCCCAACAAUCAUCUUAUAAAUAACGCAGCAGCAGGCUCACAGGAUGCUGGAAUAUGGUAUUUGUUCCACAGGGUUGCUACAGGAGAUUCUCAUAGUUUAGCCAUUGAAACCAAAUCAGAGCUUACACCCCUAGGAAUCUUCUAUAACAACAGGGUUCAUUCUAAUUUUAAGGCUGGUUUGUUCAUUGAUAAGGGUGUUAAAACAACUAAUGCUAGUGCUGAUGAUCCCAGAGAAUAUCUUUGUUUGGACAACAAUGCAAGGUUUCGACCUCAUCAAGAUGCAGACCCUGAAAAGCCUCGAGUUGCUGCCCUGAUUGACAGUUUAAUCUCUUUCAAAAACAAUGAUCAUGGGGCCUGGGUCAGAGGAGGGGAUAUCCUCAUUCAAAACUCAGGGUUUGCUGACAAUGGAAUAGGUUUGACAUUUGCUAGUGAUGGGAGCUUCCCAAAUGAUGAAGGUGCCAGCCAGGAGGUAUCAGAGUCACUGUUCAUAGGUGAGAGCAAGAAUUAUGGAUUUCAAGGUGGCCAAAAUAAAUAUGCAGGAACUGGAGGAAUAGACAACAAGGCACGCACUCUGCCUAGAAAUCGGACAUUUCCAAUCAGAGGCUUUCAAAUUUAUGAUGGACCUAUUCACCUUACUAAGUGCACGUUCAAAAACUUUAUGCCAACUCCAGACAGAUUUACCAGUGCAGUUGGGUUCUUGAUGAAAAAUCCAUGGCAGAUGACACCAAAAAAUAAUAUUUCUCUUGUGAAGUUUGAUCCAAACGUUUCUUUGAAAGCCUUCUUUGGAAAGCCUGGUCCCUGGUUUGAAGAAGGAGAUCUGGAUGGUGACAAGAACUCAAUAUUUCAUGAUCUAGAUGGUUCAGUGACUGACUACAAGGAUACCUAUGUGGGCAGAAUGGAUAAUUACUUGAUUCAACACCCCAAAUGCAUUAAUAUUACAAAAUGGAAUGGAGUAGUUUGCAGUGGGAACUAUGCACAGGUUUAUGUCCAAACCUGGAAUGGACAGAAUCUUUCCAUGACUAUCAUCCGAGAUGAGUACCCAGCCAAUCCCAUGGUUCUUCGAGGUAUUAAUCAGAGAGCUGCCUUUCAGCAAUAUCAGCCAGUAGUGAUGCUCCAGAAGGGCUACACAAUACAUUGGAAUGGAAAAGCUCCAAACGUCACCUAUCUAUAUCUCAUUAACUUCAACAAGAAUGACUGGAUUCGUGUUGGUCUUUGUUACCAACCAAAUGCAGAUUUUGUUAUAGUUUUGGAAACCUUUCAGAGGCGGUCAUCUGCUCUGUCAAGCAAGGUAGAGCGCUACGUGCCUGUCUCUUCGAUUAUGGAGCUUGAAAAGAAUCGAUCAGACAAGAAGUUUUACUUUGACAACAGUACUGGAUUACUGUUUUUAUUUCUUCAAGCCAAAUAUAAUAGGGAUGGUCACAGUUAUUGCUCAUCUCAGGGAUGUGAAAGGAUCAAGAUUGUGACCAAAGAUUCAGCAAAAGGGAUAAGUAACUGCAUGGCAAAAGCUUACCCAAAGUACUACCAAGGACCAACUAUCAUAAAGCAGAUGCCAGCAAAAACUACUGUACCAUGUACAAAAUGCGGCACAACUCAGAUGGUAUUCACCAGUGACCCUCACAAAAACUACCUCCUUGUGCAGAUUAAUUCGUGUGAUGCAAAAGAAUCAAGCAGGGGUCAGCAAGCAUUUAUAUCUGUCAAUGACACCAUGUUUUCCUUCAAGGAUAAUGGUAUACUUACUGUUAUAAUAGAUGCCUGCGCUGGCACAGUGUUGGGAAACAAAUUAUUUUCUGGAAUAGACAUUAAGCAUGUAGGUGGAUAUUUAAAAUCUGGAAUUCCACAAAGGUCUAUUGUUCUACUGAGCACAAGAGGUGAUUUAGAAAUUCCUAAUAAUUUGGCAGAAGCCUUAAUGUCCCUGGGGACAGCGAAACCACCUUAUCUUCAGAGCAACGGAAGCCUGGCCUUCCUGGGCUUCAGAGGAAGCUUUAAGCCAUCCUGGAUUAAGCUGUUUACUGGUCCUGCUGGGCAUGGGCUCGUUCAGAUAGAAAAGUAUAUCCCUUUACAACUGGAAGAGUAUGGCUGUGCCAGAGCAAUCAAAAGCCGACGGAAAGACCUCGAGCUUCUGAAGAAGGCUACAAGAUCUCGUUAAAGACUUAAGAUGUACAUAAAAGCUGGGGAAAAAAUGUGAACUAACUUAUUUUUUAAUUUAUGACAUUUAAAACUAUAUUGUUAUCCAAGUAAAUCAUGUUGUUGUCUGACAGAUGUUUGCCAGCAUUGACUGCUUGAAUGCCAAUCUGUGCACCUUCUAGUUGUAUAAAAUAUUAAAGAAUUUAUUAGUAUUUGUAUAAACAGGUUUCAGAGAUUUUUCAGAUGUUUGUAUUUACUGUAAACAAUUUUGUUCUGUUUAUUACUCCUUUUGUAUGUAAGACGGUGUUCAUAAAAGCCUUAAAUUUUUAAUAACAGAUGUUGGAGUGCAUCUUGGAUUACUUGAAUGAUUUACAUUAAUGCUUCCAUAAGCAGCUUGAAUUGAUCAUUAUAACUUACACAUUUUCCCUCAGCUGUUUAGGUGUUUUUUAAGAGUUAAUUUAGCAGUCAGCUUAGUUACAUUCUCAGUCUGCUUUCCAGCAUGUUAAAACCCAAUUUCCCUUAUGCAGGUAGCUGAUUUAAGGGGUUUUAAUUGCAGUAAAAUUUUUACUUUCUGUGUGAAAGAUGGAGGGGGAAUUCAAAGAUCCAGCCUGGGGCUGGGUGAGGAUUGUGUACCAUGCAACAGAGUUUUUACAAGGCUAUGUGUACCAACAUGGCAUGCAGAACAGGAAAUUACUACUGUUCUUUAGGAUCAUUGUUUAUUAUUCCCGCUGAAUACACAGGUGUGUCUGUGAGAGUUAUUGUAGUAAAUAGUCUAGAUUUUAAGGCUGCAGUCUCGAGUACAGUUUGACUUCGGCUUAGUCUUUUAAAGCUUGUAGCUAGAAGGGCAAAGCUGAGAUUCUGUUAAUCUCAAUUUGUUAGGAAACUGUUUCUACUCUUGCAGUGAUUUUUCUUUUUUUUAAUUUGAUAGGCUAUCCCAGGUUUAACUUAUAAAUAAACAGAAAGUGCUCUCAGUUCAUUCAGGCAUAUAUCUUCAGUUCAUUCAGGUUAUAUCUUUUGCCUUAACUUUGAUCCUUUUAGUAUACUCAUGUUGUUAAUUCCUAUUGACUUUAUAUUAGGUCAGUUUGAUUUUUUUCUGGUUUUGUUGCAAUUAUUUGGCCCUUCCUGCAGAUAGUGUGAAAAUCAUUUAGAUGAACAGAGGCACAGCUGCCCCUUUUCAGGAUCCUAGUCUUUGAAA
Molecule: messenger RNA, 5611 nt
Organism: Chiroxiphia lanceolata (lance-tailed manakin)
Lineage: Eukaryota; Metazoa; Chordata; Aves; Passeriformes; Pipridae
Gene: CEMIP2
Product: cell migration inducing hyaluronidase 2
Exons: 24
Coding region: 293-4438 (1381 amino acids)
Source: RefSeq, a predicted model, not a curated record